Messenger RNA from Rhopilema esculentum, 2182 nucleotides. RefSeq names its product glutathione hydrolase 1 proenzyme. The record is from RefSeq and is a predicted model, not a curated record. NCBI's taxonomy places the organism in Eukaryota, Metazoa, Cnidaria, Scyphozoa, Rhizostomeae, Rhizostomatidae. Gene Ontology annotation, biological process: glutathione catabolic process. Gene Ontology annotation, molecular function: glutathione gamma-glutamate hydrolase. Gene Ontology annotation, cellular component: plasma membrane.
CGUCCUGUCUCAAACAACGUGUGGCUACAAGUCAAAGAUUUCUCCUCGACAGAAGAAAUUUUCAUUGAAUUUUAACGAAAUCUUGAAAAUAAGAUGUAUACCUUUAGUCGUUAGAUAUUAACUUGUUUUGUGUCAUCAUGGAUUUUAAAACUAAUCGAGCAGCUGUUUAUAUCUUUCUUGUUACUUUGACUUUUUGGACUUUAUUUCAUGGUGUUACCUCGAAGCCUAAAAUCAAACAUUUGAAAAAGUCUGAAGAAUACAUAAACAAUCGAUCAUCAAGACUUUCUAAAGAAGGAAAGCUGGCAGAAGACAGUGACGAAACUGUUCACAAGAAAGGAGGAAAACGAGCACCAUCCGAACCAUUGCGUUUCAAACACGCUGCGGUAUCAUCAGAUCACCAUCUCUGCUCUGAAAUGGGAAAAGGAAUUUUGCAGAAGGGUGGGAGUGCAGUGGAUGCCGUUAUCACUGUGCAAUUCUGCGUAGAGGUUGUGAAUUCACAUUCAACAGGAAUCGGUGGCGGUGGAUUCAUGCUUGUUUUUGAUAAGAAGACAGGAAAAGCGAGCUCAAUUGAUUUUAGGGAGACUUUGCCACUUGGGUACAAAGAUAACAAAAAUAAGACUCAAGGUGAAACAAUUCUAGUACCUGGUGUUAUGCGAGGCCUGGAGCAUGCUCAUAAAAAGUUUGGCAAACUGAAAUGGGCCGAUCUGUUUCAGCCAGCAAUUGAGCUUUGCGAGAAAGGUUUUAAGAUCCAUGCAGCGCUUGGUCACGCCCUUGAGAAGAAGAAAGAUUAUAUAAUGUCUCAUCCUGGAUUGAAAGAGCUUUAUGCACCACAAGGAACAGUGCUGAAAGAAGGUGAAAUUUUAAAAAGACCAAAACUUGCUGUAACUUACAAAAAAUUAGCAAAGGAAGGAGCAGAUGCAUUCUAUACAGGCUCUAUGGCGGCACAGAUUGUCAAGGAUGUCCAGACCGCAGGAGGGUUUAUGACAUUAACAGACUUAAGUGGAUAUCGAGCUAUCGAGAGAGGGCCAUUGAGGACCAAAAUUAAUGGCCUAGAAAUGCUGACAACACCGCCACCCGGAAGUGGUGCUUUGAUUUCUCUUGCAUUGAAAAUUAUGUCUGGUUUUAACUGGACGCGAGAUGACAUCAGCAAUCCUGACAAAUUACCGAUCACAUAUCACCGAAUAGUUGAAUCUUUAAAAUUUGCUUACGCUCCAUUCACAUACCUCGGAGAUCCCAAAUUUACUAACCACACAAAAGAAGUUAUUCGAUACAUGCUUGACGACAAAAUCGCCGAAAACAUGCGACUUAGAAUCGAUAAUGUCUCGCACACAGUCAACUACUACGGUCCACACAGCACAGCUAAACCCGAAGAUAAACGCGGGACCUCGCAUAUUUCGGUCCUAGGCCCUGACGGAGAUGCCGCAGCAGUAACAUCUACUAUCAAUGCCUACUUUGGAUCAAAAUUGAGAUCGACAAAGCUUGGAAUCAUUUACAACAAUGAACUGGCAGAUUUUAGUGAGUUCUGGCCUAGUGUGUACAAUUUAGAGAAAGACAGAAAAAUACCAGGGAAACGGCCGAUGUCGAAAUCAUCACCAACUAUCUUUUUGGACAAAAAGAAAAACGUAAAAGGUGUUUUUGGGGCAGCUGGAGGAUUUUUCAUCCCUUCUUGUUUGACGAUGAGUAUCGCAAAUUGGCUGUUCUUCAGAGACAACAUAAAAGAGGCUAUCACAAGACCGAGGCUGCAUUGCCAACUCUUCCCACCUACUGUUGUUUACGAGCCAAAUUUCCCCCAAGAUUUAAUUCCAAAGCUACGAAAUUAUUCACAUGCUUACGUUACCAACAGUACGUAUGAUGUCUCAGGUCAACUCAAUGCUAUUAUGGGAGUAGUACAAGCCGUUGUAAGAGAAGAUGAUGGUAAAAUUGCAGCAGAGGCUGAUUAUCGAAAAGGAGGCAAGCCAGCUGGUUUCUAGGCAAUAAGAUUAUAAGGAGGUAUCGAAACUGUACAAAUAUUGAAUGGGUUCAAGAAAAGACUAUGUUAGUUCAGACAAUUUUGCAAUUUGUAAUAAGAUUUAUGGUAAUGAGGCUAUCAUUGAAGGUUUGCUUGAUUCUAAUGGCGUCCAUCUGCUAAACAUGUGUGUGUGGCUGUAUUUAGUCGAUUACAGAUUCUUUGAUAUCGAUUUGA